UUAUUAUUUAGCCACUCGUUAUUACUAAAAGCUUUUAACUACUAUUGUUUAGCAUUUUGUUUCAUUUGUGCCUCAUUAACAAUGAUGAGUGAAACUCUUUAUGAAUUGUCCGUCUCAUGCUGAAGAAUUUAAUGAAACUAGUUCUGCCGCCAUCUGAAACAUGAUCAUCCUUUAAAAGCCCUUUGGAGUCUUCUCAGCAGCACUACUCGUACCUCAGGAGAAGAAUGAAGGCUGUGUGCGAGCUGGAGCCAAGGUGAUAUCUAGAGUAACUGAGCUGUGUGUGCUAUUGAUCCAUUGCCAUUUAUAUCUGUGCAGAGUGGAUUGAACUCAUGGCAAUAGACCAGAGCUCUCAUCAGUCACCUCUAGAAAUAGUGUCAAUAAGAAUGCAUCAGAGCCGGUCAUUCCAGUGCGUCAAAAGAGGAAUUUAUAGUAUAUUGUCCCUGCCAUUGAUAUGGCUUUGUUCUUUUGGCAGGUGUGUGAACGAUACUGACAAAAGAAGGACAGUGGGAAUAACAAACAAAAAAAAUGGAUAGUGUAGCCUUUUUUAUGUCUGAUAUUCCUGUAGAACUCAAAUGGGCUUGUCGAAAAAUGCAAAAAGCUUCUAUGCCAUUAUUAUGUUCCAUGGAACACAAAAGGAGAUAUUUAGUAAAAUGUUCAAACUGUCCUUCUGUAUCUUCUUAAAGGAAUCAGCAUUAUUUAUAUCCUGUUAUAGUAGGGAUGGUAAGAUUCACAGAUUCGCAUCAGCAUAAACGUUAACGUUGUGAUGCAUUGAUUUUAAAAAGUGUACAUCAGAUACACGUUGGCAUUUGUAUCGCGAUGCAUCGUUUCAAACUUAUUUGCAUUGGUUAAAAACGAUUAAUGUCUAAUUAUUAGUAUUGCACUAUACUCUUAUUGUUUAGAAAAUUGUGACCAAUAUUUUAUAUGUAGGUAAAUUGAUUGACUCUUUGUGAAUGUGUUCCCUAAUCUAAAGUGUUACCAAAUGUAAUUUUAUUUUGUUUUAUUUUUAAAAUGAUUUGUAAUCAUUUUAGUAAACAGUAACCACACUAAAAGAAAUGCUUUGGGUUUUGGAUGCGCUAUACAGUGCAUAUAUGAACUUCCAUUUCAUGCCCUCACUACAAGACAAAUUCUUCAUAACACAGAACCAAUUUUUAUCAUCCACUGUCACAUAAACAAGCACUUUCGCUUGUCUUUCUGCUUUGAUGCUGCUCUGUGCAGCUGAGCUUGCAUGUCUGAGUGGUAUAAUGAUGGCCAGGCUGUCUGCAGUGACUGAUCUGUUCAGGUAGAUGAGAAGGUCGAUAGAGGUUUGACAGGAGGCGAUCAAUAGCAAUGCUGACUGCAAGGCCAGUAAACAGUUUAGUACAUGAGUACCACAUUAGCAUUGGAAGCAAAGCUGAGAAGAACUGCUCUCUUUGGACCCUGACAGUGUGGAGUGUGGACAGUGACACUGCCAGACAGCAGUAAAAGGAAGAUGGUCAUCAUGGGAACCACAGUGACCCCUGAGCCCCUUACGGCUCUCUCUCGAUGGUACUUGUAUGCCAUCCACGGUUACUUCUGUGAAGUCAUGUUCACAGCAGCCUGGGAGUUUGUGGUGAACUGCAACUGGAAGUUUCCCGGCGUGACGAGCGUGUGGGCGCUCUUCAUCUACGGAACCUGCAUCCUGAUCGUAGAGCGCAUGUACAUUUCUCUGCGGGGCCGCUGCAAUGUGCUGCUCCGCUGCAUCAUUUACACGUUGUGGACAUACCUGUGGGAGUUCGGCACGGGUUUGCUGCUACAGCAGUUCAACGCCUGUCCAUGGGAUUACUCAGAGUUUAAAUAUAACUUCAUGGGCCUGAUCACAGCAGAGUACGCUGUGCCGUGGUUCUGCGCCUCCUUUAUCGUAGAGCGUCUGGUGAUACGCAACACGCUUAGGUUGCGCUUCGACGAAGCUGCUGAUCCCAGCCAAGCUGAAGAUCGGUCGGAAACAGGCGGAGGGCAAAGAGGACGAGAUGCCAGAGCAGGGGCCACCAGCACAAACGGUUACGUGAAGGUGGACUGAAGAUGUUGUCAACACCUUUUCCCAUCUCAAAGCUCCCAUCACCCAUGACUCUAUCCACACAUCUCUCAGUCUCUCUCCCAGCUGCUUCCAGGGAAAGAGUCGCUUGGACUGUUGCACAAGUGUGAAGACCUUUAUGAUUUAUCAUCCAGUUGGUGUUAUUUUCUCAUGUGGAGGGACGUUCAUUUGUCACCUCAGUGCUCAACAUGUACUGCCCUCAUUUUGGGUGAGUAGCUGUUAGGUUCAAA
This is a messenger RNA of Carassius carassius (crucian carp), 2280 nucleotides long. RefSeq names its product transmembrane protein 229b. The coding region runs from base 1469 to 2035 and encodes 188 amino acids. The record is from RefSeq and is a predicted model, not a curated record. The transcript is spliced from 3 exons. NCBI's taxonomy places the organism in Eukaryota, Metazoa, Chordata, Actinopteri, Cypriniformes, Cyprinidae.